UGCAAGCACUAUUUCAACCAGCGUACGGUUUUGUUGAUUUCAACGUGUCUGUUGUCGUGACUUGAGUGAUCAUUGCUUGCGUAUAUCGCCUUUCUUGGUCUCUUAAUCCGUCAGAGAAGCUUCUAGCUUGUGAUUUGUGUCUUUGAAAUUAUGCCACCGCAAGAAAACGAAGGAAAUCCGAACGCUUCGACUCAUCCGCCCGAAGGCAGUACGGCUAAUUCUUCGACCAGCCCUAACUGGGCUGCACUUAGGCGAUAUCUGUUGGAUAACAAAAUUGAUUCAGCAUUAUGGCUUACAAGAGUAUUUACAAUCAUCACUUCAAUUCUUUAUUUGCUUCCAUUUUUUAGUCCUAUGUUCAGCUAUAACUGUUACAAAAGAGUGCUGAUCAGUUCAGCAGCCACAUCAGCCUUAAGGCUUCAUCAACGACUUCCAAGAUUCCAGUUUUCAAGAGAAUUCUUUGGACUGCUGCUUAGUGAAGACAGUUGCCAUUAUCUACUUUACAGCAUCAUGUUUGUCAACUCUCAUCCAGUCACAAUCAUCUUAAUCCCAGUUGCAUUAUUUGCCCUUCUUCACACUGUGUCAUUUACAAAAAAGUUACUAGAUAUCCUUGGAAGUGGUGGAAUUUUCAGCAUGUCCCUUAUAAGGUCAGCUCGUAAAGCCAUAGAGAAGGUGGAGAUUCAUCAGCAGGGAUUGCUGAGGUUCAUUGCUUGCACAGAGAUAAUGCUGAUGCCAGCCGUUAUUUUAAUGGCACUCAGUGGUCAAGCUGGCAUUGUCAUUCCUUUUGUUUACUAUCGAUUUGUGGGAUUUAGAUAUGCAUCCAGGCGGAACCCAUAUUGUAGACUUCUAUUUACUGAGCUUCGACGAUCAGUUGAGCAGCUUGCAAGUCAUCCUCGCUGCCCAGCAUUCUUGCGGACCUUUGUGUUCAAGUUCACUGCCUUCAUUGAAAAGUUAGCUCCUCCAAUGGCACCACCCCCUCCUCAAGCUUCUGCCUCUUGAGGGGAAAAAAUGUUAUUUAAUUUGCUUCUCCAAAUUUCAGCCUUGUAUAUUUAAGUAGGUAAUAGCAAAUUUCAACUAAUGAUAGACAGAGACAAAGUCAUUGCUGAAAAAAAGUGUAACCUGCCUGUUUGUUUUGUUGGUGCUUGUAUUGUUGAUGUCUUUUCACUAAUGUAUGCUGUACAAUGAGGGAAAAGGAAAACUUGAGUAACAAAUUAAGCAAUUGUGAUGAAAAUUAUGAAGGGUUUUCAAAAUCUUAAUCCAGGAAUACUGCCAUUUUAUCAUAAACCUUUGGAGGACUGUUGAUAGUUGUUUAAUAGUUGGAUAAUGGUUCUUGUUUGUAAAGUUAUCAAGUUAAACUUGUUCAUUUUUUUUUUUUUAGUUGACAUAACCAAGCUGUAUUAUUUUAUGAAGUACUG
Pocillopora verrucosa is the source of this 1412-nucleotide messenger RNA. RefSeq names its product transmembrane protein 33. The record is from RefSeq and is a predicted model, not a curated record. NCBI's taxonomy places the organism in Eukaryota, Metazoa, Cnidaria, Anthozoa, Scleractinia, Pocilloporidae. Gene Ontology annotation, cellular component: membrane; endoplasmic reticulum. Gene Ontology annotation, biological process: membrane organization; endoplasmic reticulum tubular network organization.